Molecule: messenger RNA, 1561 nt
Organism: Olea europaea var. sylvestris
Lineage: Eukaryota; Viridiplantae; Streptophyta; Magnoliopsida; Lamiales; Oleaceae
Product: tubulin beta-2 chain-like
Exons: 2
Coding region: 301-1230 (309 amino acids)
Biological process (GO): microtubule cytoskeleton organization; mitotic cell cycle
Cellular component (GO): cytoplasm; microtubule
Molecular function (GO): structural constituent of cytoskeleton; GTPase activity; GTP binding
Source: RefSeq, a predicted model, not a curated record
GUUUUAAAUUAGGACGGCAAAGGCUUAAUGGAUUAGGCAUCUACAAAUGGCAGGCUACCUCCACAAACAGCCACGUAAAAACUGACAUAACUACAAAUCUUCAGCCGACUGAUUGAUUUUGGUCAAAGCGAAUUUCACCGUUAAUUUACACCUCGUCAAGACAAGAUCAGUGAUGAUCUUUCAUAUCCCAAUUUACUAUAUAUGGUCUCCUCUACCAUAGUCUAAACCCUGCAGGAAAGUUAGUUGACAGUUAAAAAGUUACUCCUGCAGUUUCAAAAUUUGCCCCCAAACGAAGUCAAAAUGCGUGAGAUUCUCCACAUUCAGGGAGGGCAAUGUGGGAACCAAAUUGGAUCAAAGUUUUGGGAAGUUGUAUGUGAUGAACAUGGGAUUGAUCCAACAGGAAGUUACACUGGAAAUUCUGAUCUCCAGUUAGAGAGGGUGAACGUUUAUUACAACGAAGCAAGUUGCGGCCGGUACGUGCCCCGGGCCGUUCUCAUGGAUCUUGAACCGGGCACUAUGGACAGCAUUAAGACUGGUCCCUACGGACAGAUUUUCAGGCCGGAUAACUUUGUUUUUGGCCAGUCCGGUGCCGGAAAUAAUUGGGCUAAGGGGCAUUACACUGAGGGUGCCGAGCUUAUUGAUUCUGUUCUUGAUGUUGUUAGGAAGGAAACUGAGAAUUGUGACUGCUUGCAAGGAUUUCAAGUCUGUCAUUCUCUUGGAGGUGGAACUGGAUCGGGUAUGGGGACUCUUCUGAUUUCGAAGAUUAGGGAAGAGUAUCCAGAUCGAAUGAUGCUCACAUUCUCUGUAUUCCCAUCUCCAAAGGUAUCGGACACCGUCGUGGAAUCGGCAAUGUUUAGAGGCAAAAUGAGCACGAAAGAGGUCGAUGAACAGAUACUAAACGUUCAGAACAAAAGUUCAUCAUACUUUGUGGAAUGGAUACCAAACAAUGUUAAAUCCAGUGUCUGUGACAUACCACCAAAAGGGCUCUCGAUGGCUUCAACCUUCAUCGGGAAUUCGACUUCAAUACAGGAAAUGUUUAGGAGAGUGAGUGAACAGUUCAAUUCAAUGUUUAGGAGAAAGGCAUUCUUGCACUGGUACACAGGGGAAGGAAUGGAUGAAAUGGAGUUUACUGAAGCGGAAAGCAAUAUGAAUGAUCUUGUUGCAGAGUAUCAGCAGUAUCAAGAUGUAGCAGCCGAUGAUUAUGAAGAUGAUGAUGGAGAAGAAAACUGAAGGUGUUCGAAUUUGCUGCUACAUAUGUUUCUAGCAGCAAUUCAUCUUUAAGACCAUGUUUGACAAAAUAAGUAACUUAAGAGUAAAUUUGAUUUACUUUUAAGUUUAACCAAACAUGUUAUAGUAAUAUACGUCUUACUGCAAUCCUGCAAUCUACCUACCGUACUAUUUCAUCAACAUUUUACGAUUGUUAUAUCUGAAUUUUCAUACUGUUACUCGUCUAUGAAUCUCCAUUUCCAUACUCAAACACGUUCAUUAAAGAAAAUUAUUGGGUCAGCCCAACCCACGAAAAUAUAUGAAUGAAUUAACUGGGCUCAGGAGGCCCAAAAAA